Knipowitschia caucasica is the source of this 393-nucleotide messenger RNA. Lineage: Eukaryota; Metazoa; Chordata; Actinopteri; Gobiiformes; Gobiidae. The record is from the annotation of a GenBank genome assembly.
AUGCCUCCUGUCGUUAGCAAGACACCUGCCACCCCAGCAGAGACAACGCACCAACGAUCCCCCGCCCCAGACCGGCACAGGAUCGGUCGUGAGGGCCAGCUGUAUCAGACGCCCCACAUCGACCACGACACCCGCGGCUCACCCCGAACAACGCCCAAAGACCACCAAGCCCCGGCGUCCAGCGUCGGCCGUGCCUCCCUCCCCCAGUCCACCGUCCCUCCCUCAGCCCUUGCGGCGCCGCCAAGCUGCGACACGAAUAGACACAACGGUCACUCCACAUGCGCAAAGGCAGGUGACGGACCGGAGGGCCGUCUCGCCUAUCUGUUGACGUCCCACACCUCCAGACACAGGCCAAAUGCCAAGGCCGCGACGCAAAAGGAACACCCAACCUAG